Messenger RNA from Owenia fusiformis, 2523 nucleotides. The record is from the annotation of a GenBank genome assembly. NCBI's taxonomy places the organism in Eukaryota, Metazoa, Annelida, Polychaeta, Sabellida, Oweniidae.
CGAGAUGUAAAACGAGAUUUGCUAAAAUGUUGAUGUUUUGAACAGAUAAAUACAGAAAAUGGUUUGUUUUCUCUUAAACCAGGCACCCAUUUGACAUUAUUCAACGAUGAUAUGAUGUUUUAUAUAUAAGAGGCAGGAGUUAGCUGAAAUUAUUGACAUUUGUCCAUAAAUUGUUGAGGUGCCCAACUAGAACAGAGUCAUGAGUGGCGGAAACACACGAGAAAUGUGGUUGAAUGCUGUUAAACAGGGAGGAGGUUUACAUGGUACUAAACGUGGGGUUAACACAACCAGGAAAUCGGCAACGGAAUAUUGGACUGAUACACUGAGAAAAACAGGCCAUGGCAUAAGUACAGAGAGCACUCCCAAUGGAAUGACUGGUCUGAAGUCAAGUCGGGCGAUGCCAUACAACAGCACUAGUCACUAUAUGAGGCAACUGGCAGGGACUGAGAGGCGCAAGAAUGGAACUAUAGACCCAACUGGUAAACCUUCCCCAGGUACUCCAGCAUAUAAAUCUUCUGAGGAAUAUUAUGAUGAGAUUCUUGAACUCAAGAAAACCAUCCAGGCCAUGAAAGUGCAGGACACAACGUUGAAGUCAAAAUUACGACGUGUUGAAGAAGAUAAUCUGAAAAAAGAAAGAGAUAUCGAGAAACUUCUAGAUCCAUCCAAGGGUGAUGAAAUGAGGCGUACCCUAGCAGACAGGCGGCCUGAUGCAGGGACGACAAUACACAGCCUUAAGCAGAAGAUACUAAAGGUUGAACAGCAAUAUAGAGACAAAGAGGCAGCAUACAAUAAACUACAAGCAGAUAUAAAAUCCACAAAGAUUGAAGAGAUGAAACUGCACACAGAAAUGAUGUAUCAGGAGAUUGUGAGAUUGAGAAAUGCAGAUACGAUAGACUCGCCAAAGAAGAAUCACACCAAGGCAGCGCCUGUCAAAGAAACUCCAGGUCGGAUGAAGGCCUUACAAGAAACGAUACUCCGAAUGAAUGAGACAAACACACGAUUGCAGUCAGAAAAUAGAACGCUAAAACAGGACCUUGAAUCUGCGCUUGAACAGCAUGCUCAAGAUAAAAAUUCUCUAAAAAAAGACUAUGAAGACAUGAAUAAAAGAGAAUUAAUGGGUGCAAUCUCAAGACUAGAAAAGAAAAUGGAAAAGAAUAAUAUAGAUACAAUAUCCAUGACAUCAGAGACAGGCAGUCGGCGUGCAGACACAUCAGGGAAGAUAUCACUAGAGGGUAACAUGGCACAGAAACUUGAUCAGUUAGACAAACGAGAAACUGAACUUAUUGAAGAAAAUGAAAAACAGAGAGGAACCAUCAAAAAACUCAAGGAGGAUAGGUUACAUUACAGGAAAAAGGGAGAAGAGAAAGAUAAACAGAUCAAGCUUCUAAAGAAGGAUGUUGAAGAUUUGCAGCAAGAGUUAGACCAGUUCUAUGAAAAUGAUAGGAAUAGAACCAUUACCCCAAGAGUAACUCCAAGGAAAAGAACGCCACAACUUAGCAGGCAAGAUUCAAGAGAAUCGCUCAUGAGUCGAACAAGUGUUGCAACAAACCGUACCAAUGGAACAGCUCGUUCUAGUGCUACAAACCGUACCACAAAUAGUCGGAGAGACAGGCGAGAGCAAGAUCGUAAAGUGCGGGAAUUUACAGAAAACCAUGCUGCUAAAAGAAUUCAGCGCGGCUGGAGAGAUCAUAAGAUAAAAGAUGACGAAGACGAGGUUGAAAGGCGACACACACAAAAUAAGAAAGUUCGUCAAUUUACGGAGAAUCGUGCAGCAAGAAAAAUUCAAAGUGGGUGGAUAGAUUACAAAGGACGCUGUAAUGAAAGAGAAACUGAUGAUGCUGUGGAAACCAUCCAAUCAGCAAUCAGAGGUCAUUCAGCACGGCGCCGCUAUAUGAAUCAAAAUAAUGAUUCAGACGUAACUGAUAGUGAGGCUGACAGCGCUGCGGAAUUGAUCCAGUCAUCUUUUCGAGGCCAUAUUUCUCGCAAGGAGCAAAUGAGACGAAGGCCUUUAACGCCACCUACAUACCAGCUCUCCGAAUCUGAUCCAGAAUUGGAUGAUGCUGCCCUCUAUAUUCAGUCAACAUUCCGGGGCCACCAGGCUCGUAAAGAUCAACUGAAAGCUAGGCCCUCCACCCCAAUGUCUGAGAGGAGCAGUCGAUUCAGUAGUCGAGGUUUAGACUCUGCUGGGGAGGAGGAAGACUCAGACAGCGUUAUAAUGAAUUCAUCUUCUCGGAGGUCAUCAGCCCAUCACCCAUCUUCACCACAUUCCGCAAGAAGUUCUGUCAGGUCCCAUGCAUCAUCUCGUCCAAUGUCUGGCAAAACUCGGAGUUCACCCAGAGGUAGCACAGGUCGACGAACACCAGUCAAAGCAACAAUCAGCGACGAUGAUGAUGAUGAUGACAUCAUAUUCUAAUGUGACAUCACAAUCUAAUGUGACAUACUCAAAUGUGAAAUAAUAUUCUAAUGUGACAUCAUACUCAAAUGUGACAAAAAUGGGACACUUCUUCUUCCGGUUAUUUCUAU